Messenger RNA from Coccinella septempunctata (seven-spotted ladybird), 6927 nucleotides. It is a transcript of the gene Rbcn-3B, whose product is annotated as WD repeat-containing protein 7. Lineage: Eukaryota; Metazoa; Arthropoda; Insecta; Coleoptera; Coccinellidae. The transcript has 28 exons. Gene Ontology annotation, molecular function: protein binding. Gene Ontology annotation, cellular component: cytoplasm. The record is from RefSeq and is a predicted model, not a curated record. The coding region runs from base 383 to 5044 and encodes 1553 amino acids.
UUGAAGUUUAACAGCUGAUAAGUUGAUUAGUAUGGCGUGUCCUAAAUGUUCAGUAAUGACCAAUUUAAUUUCAUUAUCGUAAAUUGAAUCGAAUCCGUCCACUUCUUUGGUAGGCAGAUCUGAAACCCAUACAAUCCUCCAUUAGUAUUCCUGAGACACAACUACUGAUCGACCCUAAUAGGAACCCAAAAACACGCUGAGUAUUGCUGAUGCAAAUUCCACAAUAAAAAUAUUCAAUGACUUAUUAAUUUAAUGGAAAUUUGAAGCAUGUGACUUAUGUAUUCUUUCUAAUUUGUCGAGGUUUCGUCUGAUAUGCUUGAAAAUGAAUUCACUAAACUUCCUACUUUAGUGUAUUUUUAGAAGAUUAGUUUUGAAAAUUAAAAUGCCUGGCACUAGUCUUGUUGUGCCAGUGGUUUUGUGGGGUAAACACCCCCCAACACACUGUAUUUCUUGUAUAUUUCUUUCGAAUGAUCAAAAGACCUUAGCAACUGGUUGUUAUGAUGGUCAAAUAUGUUUAUGGCAAGUUGAUCCAGAUACUCUUCAAAUGACGCCAAGAUGUUUACUAGUUGGGCAUACAGCCCCUAUACUGUGUAUAUCGAAGGCAUCAAUUGUUCAAGAUAAUAACUAUAUUGUGUCAAGUUCAGAAGCUGGAGAAAUGUGUUCAUGGGAUUUAGUCGAUGGAAAAUGCCGUGAAGUUAAGAAGUUAACACAAGUUCAUACAAAUAUGCAGGCCUAUCAUAUGAACAACUGUGCUGACGUAAGAUUAUUUUGUAAUGGAUAUUACCCUGAAAUUAUGGUUAUGGAUCCCUAUAAUUUAGAGGUAUUAUUUAUGUUAUCAUCAAGGCAAAACCCAGACUGGAUAAGUGCACUACAUGUUUUACGUCCAGUUAAAAGAAAAGACGAUGUUGUGCUUGCGAUAACUACAACUGGCAUGGUAAAAGUUUGGACUUUGCUUGGAGGAGAGAACAAAUAUUCAGAUCCCAUAUAUGAAAAUGAAAGUAAACAAAUCAAACCACUGAAUGCUGUCUGCAUAGUUUGUUGUGCGUAUAACCAAAGAACUGUUUUAGUGGUCUGUACAAAAUAUUGGCAAAUUUAUGAUGCAGGUGACUUCAGUGUUUUAUGCUCUUAUCUGGCUCCUAGAGGAGAGAGGUGGCUGUCAGGGGAUUUUAUUGCCAUUGAUCGAAUUAUAAUGCUAUCAGACGCUGGCAAAGGUUACCUAUACAAGUUGCCGGCAAACAGUGUCCCUGAUAACAAGAACUUCCACAAACCGAGUACGGAAAGUGACAGUCCAUUCCUUUACUGUUUGCUCAGUCAGCCUGACAAUAAGACUUUAUCAUGUCCACCUGCCAUGAGAUUCGUUAUGACACAAAAACAGAACAAACAAUGCCGAUACCUACUGAGAGGCGAUUCAGAAGGUUAUAUUCUAGCUUGGAACAUUCCCGAUAUCUCAGAGGCUCAGCUGGCGGAAAUAAGAAACCAUAAACCCCCCCAGCCCGUCAAAAUGAAUGCUUCUUUGAUGACUAGUCUUUCAGAGGCCUGGGAGAAUGUACGUCCCAGGCCUGUUGGUAUUUUGGACCAGCUAGAAAAUCACGAGGGUCACAGAGUGAAACUGACCGCAAGUAUAUAUCUGCCAACACAAUGUAGGCUUGUUGUUGGCAGAGAAGAUGGUACUAUAAUAAUUGCGCCAGCUGUUCAAAGUAUUAUGCUCCAGCUUCUUCAUGGAAAUCAUCAGAACUAUCAAGAUUGGCCGCCACAUCAGAUCUUAUCAGGACAUGGGGGCAGGGUGAAUUGCCUCCUCUAUCCGCACAGCCAACAUUCCAGAUACGAUAAGAACUUCUUGGUAUCCGGCGGUGUCGACUUCGCAGUGUGUUUAUGGGAUUUGUACUCCGGCACAUUAUUGCACAGGUUUUGCGUUCAUGCCGGAGAAAUCACCCAGCUUUUGGUACCGCCUAACAAUUGCAGCAAUCGCAUACAGAAAUGCAUUUGUUCUGUCGCAUCGGAUCAUUCAGUAACAUUGCUCAGUUUGACUGAAAGAAAGUGCGUUUGUUUAGCCUCUAGACAUCUGUUUCCCGUUACUACUAUCAAGUGGCGCCCUCUUGAUGAUUUCAUCAUCAUAGGUUGCUCUGAUGGUACCGUUUAUGUAUGGCAGAUGGAGACGGGUCACCUAGAUCGAGUUCUCCAAGGAAUUGCAGCUGAAGAGGUCCUAUAUGCUUGUGAAGAGAACGAAGCUCAUAAUAUGUCCUCUGAUGUUGGCCUAGCUAAUCCAGCUGUUCAUUUCUUCAGGGGGCUUCGACAUAGAAACUUAUCCGCCAUCAGACAUGCAACACAACGAGGCUUACACCAAAUACAGCAGCUUGGGGCUCACAUAAAUAACGAUGAUCCCCAUAUGCAGAGAAGUCACACAUCCCCUCUUUCAAUUCAAGGCUUAAGAACAAAUCCCAAAGAUCCCGAGAGCCAUAUUCUUUUCUUCGAUAUUGAAGCACUCAUCAUUGAAUUGUUGAGUGAAGAGUAUGCCAUGAUGUCUCCAGGCAGUCUGGAAGCUGCUGGGUUGACAUCACAGACUGAAUAUAUGAAGGUUUUAGCUUUAACCCAAAGCGCUAGUCCUGACGCUCAUAAAAAAAUUGCUGAUUUCUUUGGAAAAGUGAAAGACAAAGCCGAAAAUAUGGAAAGAAUUAUAAAGGAAAAAGACAAACAUGGUAUAUUAGCCAAAAUGAAAGAAGGAGCUGAGCAAAUGCAAACGAAAAUUCAAGCCAAAGCGGAAAGUGUCUUGAAACAAGGAAAUGAUAACAAUAAAGAAGGAGGGGAUCACAACAGUCAAUCUUCGAAUAAACCAUUGAGUUUUCCGUUCGAAACUAGUCAUGGAAUGGAAAUUGCCCAAUUACUCUUGUCUUUAUUACAUUCUUGGGGCCUGGACAGUGAUCUAGACCGGGUGUGUCAGGCUAAACUGGGCCUAUUGAGACCUUUGAUCCCUAUAUCUUUCGGGGUGUUAUCAAAAGCGAAUCACAUGUCCCUCUUCCUUCCAACUUGGCACAAUUGCAUACCGAUGGAGAAUGAACCUAUGCCUCUACCAGCCGAAAUAUCCUUAUCAAAUUGUUUGCCCCCAGAAAUGGUGAGGCAAGAACAAUUAACUAGGAUAUUUACGGCCAGGACCCAUUGGGAAUUGAGUACAACACUGACGAGCAAUCACCUGUUAGCUAUCAUUGCUCUCAGUCAUACUUUGAUGUCUAUGAGCAAUGCUACGUUUGUCCCAGAGCAAGAACGCAACAGAAAAAUGCAUAGGCAAUCCACGAGAGUUAAUUGGAGUAAAGUCGACGAAGAACACGAAGAGCUUUAUACUCAACAGCAAGCUCAUAUAAAACAAGGAUGGUCGUUGCUAUCCACGUUGCAUUGUGUUCUUUUGCCAGAUAAAGUAGUCGAAGCUGGUGCGAAACAUUUCAAACGUCCGCAAGUAGAGAUGAUGGCUAAAAGGUGGCAGCACCACUGUGUGGAAGUGCGAGAGGCAGCUCAAACCCUCCUCCUGGCCGAACUGUCGAGAAUGGGUCCCAAGGGUAGGAAAGCACUAAUAGAGACGUGGUCCCCGUAUUUACCGAUAUUUUCGACUCCGACGGAUACUAUAACCCAACAAAUAACAUCACCUAUAACACAAAAUAAUAUAAAUUCCGCCAAUUCCAUGCCGACUGAAGCAGAGGAGGAGGAGGACGACGAGGAGGACGAGACAGUCAGGAGGCCGUCAAAUAUAACGGAACUGAAACGUAAAUAUUCGACUGCGAUCAUUCUGUUGGGUGUGAUCGGAGCCGAGUUCGGACAAGACAUUACCAGCACUGAUAAUUCGAAAAAGAGAAAUAGUGAAGAUCGGAGGAAGAGCAGCGGUGCUGAAGGAUUCGGUAGCAGAUGGUCCCUAAGGUGGAGUAUAAAGAAACAGCCAGGUCCUGGGAAUAAUAACUUGGCCAGGUUAACGGCCAUGGCUCUGUCGCAUCUCUUACUUGCUCCUCCCUCUCCCAAACUCCCAGCGUAUGUGGCCUUGAGGAGAGCAGCCAUUGACUUGAUCGGCAGAGGGUUCACGGUUUGGGCGCCUUUCUUGGACAUCAGUAAAGUACUUCUUGGUCUAUUAGAACUCUGUUCUGAAGCUGACAGGCUGGUCCCUAGUAUGACUUAUGGUUUACCAUUAACUCCUCAAGCGGAUUCCUGCAGGACAGCUAGACAUGCCUUGACUCUUAUUGCAACAGCAAGGCCCGCCGCAUUCAUAACAACAAUGGCGAAAGAAGUGGCCCGCUACAACGCCAUGCAGCAGAAUGCACAAGCAUUGAACAUAACCAUAAACAAUAACGUCUUGCACAAAGCCAAACCGGAGAUUUUGAGAGGAGUUGAGUUAUUGAUAGAAAAAAUGCAGAACGAAAUGACCGAUCUAUUAGUAGAGUUAAUGGAUAUCAUAUUGCACUGCUUAGACCAAAGUCAACUCAAAAAUAAGAGUUUACAAGACGUAUUUCCCGCAAUAUGUAGAUUUACGCAAGUUUCACAUUGCCUUACAACUCGAAGAAUAGCUGUUGGUUCUAAUAACGGUACACUGACCCUCUACGAACUGCGUCACAAUAAGACCACUUCCAUCAACGCACACUCGACUCCAGUUACUGCUGCUGCCUUCAGUCCCGAUGGCAAAUUUUUGGUCAGUUACUCUUGCGGUGAAAACAAACUAUGCUUCUGGCAAACUAGCACAGUAAUUUUAAGAUGUAGAAAGAUCCAUAUACACUGUGGUUCUUGCACCUGUCCGAAAGUAGGGUUUUCUUUGAGUUUCUGUGGUUGUACAAGAGUUGAGCAGGACGAAAAUCAUGACGAAAGCGAAAAUCAUAUCAAUGAAAAAAGCUGCAAUAUACGUAUGUUCGGUUUGGGCCAAUCGCAGACCAGGUGUGUGAAGUCUUACAGUACCGCUCCCAUCGCUGACGUUUCAAGGUUGAACCCGAUGAGACUGGCCAGGUUGAUAUGGAUCAACAAUAGAACAGUUACACUGAUGCUGGCAGACGGUUCGGAAACGCGGUUCAAUAUAUAAGGUUUAGGUCGCCAACUUGUCUUUGUGGCCUUCAAUGUUGAUGUUAUUCUCUUCUUCUUCUGGUGUUGAUUCCAUUCUACGAUAUUCAACUUAAAAGUGCACCGUAAUAUUCUAGAAUUUCUAUGUAAAUGUAUUGUAUCAAUAUGUAUCAAAUUUUAUCUCCUUUAACAACUUUGUUUUUGACAUCGCUACUGUUGGGGUGUAUAUGAAGCAAUAACCCUUAGAGUUGAUUCACCAUAGGCUUGACUACUGAACUAGAAGGAAAGAAAGGUGUCGACGCAUGGCAAAUCUAUAGUGUUCUCUAACUCGAUUCUAUUUUUUAAGUUUCUAAUCAUGACGGUUUCAAACUUUUCCGAUUUUGGUAUAAGUCAAUUUUCUUUAUCUGGAUUUUAUCAACACCAUCAUUUGAAUCUGCGAUUGGGUUAUGAUUGUUUUAAUAUUAGUUGUAUUUAUCUUCACAAUAAUUGAUUUCGGAAUUGUAUCAAGAACGAUGAUAGUGAUCUAGUCAUUUUUAGUCAAUUUGUCAAUUGCAAGGUUGUUGGGUAUUUGCAAUAAUAAUGUAAGAGGUAAUUUUUAAUUUUAUACAUCUGAGUGACAAUAAUUUGAUGAACACAAAUUAUUUUUUCUUAGUUCAUGUAAAUUAAAGAGUUAGCCAAAUCGUCUGAUAUAUGAUAAAUAGCCUUAAACAUUUUAGUUUCAUUCAAUGUGCCUCAAUAUAUAUCUUAUAAAUGGAAAAUGUAUCUUAUUUCCACAUUUAUUAUGAUUUUUCCGUGGAAAAGAAUCAAAUGGAAUUAAAUUGAUAAACGGACAAUCUUUAUGAUGGUAUUAAAUUGUAUUUUCAAUUGCUUUCUUUAUUAAGUUGAUAUAAUCGUUCAAUAUAUUAGAGCUACUUUCUAUAUUUGAUGAAGAUACAUUUUACCAUCUAUUCUUAUGUAGUAACGACUGCAUUCUCUGCAUAAAUGGAGAUAAUAGCUUUGUAAAACUAUUGAAGUCUUAUGAUCCUUGAAAUAUUUAUCGACUGUUGAGAGUUAUAAUUUUUGCAUUUUAAAAGGCACAGAAAGAUUUUAAAAAGAAUAUAAAUUAGUGUUUGUCUAUUUGCUAUAUUAAUCCUAGUGUAGUAUUACAGUUCUUAUUCCAGAUCCCUCAUAAUGUUGAAAUCUAAAUAUUCUCGUAAAGAAAAACUACCUAUCAGAAUGUUUAAUGUAAGAACAGUUGAAUGUAUCCUCCAAAAGGCUAUUUAGAAUAAAUAAGGAAAAUACCCAUAUUGCAAACAUUUAUUAUUGCAUUUUAGAAUUUGCGAUUAUUUUUGAAAAUUCAAUAUUUUUCCAUUAAUCAUAUUCGGUUUGAUCAUUUUGUAUUUAUUCAAAACUAAGCAUUUUUACAGCAGGACCUAUUCUGAAAUAUUUUAGUAAUUUUUCGUUAGUACUUAGUAGUGCAACUUCAAAAAAAAAAUCAGUACGCCUGAAAUAAUAAUUUCUUGUGAUAAUUGUAUUUUUGGAUUGGCAAAUCGAGCGUGAUUUGAGCUGUAGGAAAUAUUCUCUCAUUUCUUCAUGUUAAUUUUUUAUCAGUAUUGUUUUUAGUCAAUUAAUUCUCAAUUUGGUGAUUUGAAAUUUCAACCAGAAUGAUUGAUUUGGUAUUCUGUACCGUAUUGUUGGAAAUAAUAUAUACAUAGUUGUAAGGAAUGUAUAAAUGUUAUUUAUUUAUAAAUUCUACCCUCCUUUGUAGUAAAAGUGUAUCAUAUAAUACGUUAUUUAAUUGAUAAUAAUUUAAAUUUAUUCCCAUGUAAUUGUAGUUUUAGUUAGAUCCUAUUGUAAAUUAAUUUUUGAAUUUUUAUGCUGUAAAUAAAUAUUAUUAUUUAGAUAAUCAAUCACAAUAUUCUAUUA